Molecule: messenger RNA, 2940 nt
Organism: Recurvomyces mirabilis
Lineage: Eukaryota; Fungi; Ascomycota; Dothideomycetes; Mycosphaerellales; Teratosphaeriaceae
Exons: 4
Coding region: 1-2940 (979 amino acids)
Molecular function (GO): polygalacturonase activity
Source: RefSeq, a predicted model, not a curated record
AUGGCUGGUAUACAUUGGCAAGUCGGCCAGGCCACCUCCCUAAUGUAUAUUGCUAUAUUUGGCAGCAAAAAGGCCGGCAAUGAUCAAAGACUUAUGUUCACCGAAAACGGCAGUUCUGGCUUCAUGUCCGACGUAGACUUCUACAACGGGGAGUACGGACUUUACGGUGGUAACCAGCAAUACACUGUCCGGAACUUCAACUUCUACGGUCACAGCUCAUGCGCCAUAGCAAUGCUCUGGGAUUGGGGCUGGACGUGGCAACAGAUUACCAUCAGUGACACACCCGUGGGCAUCCUUCUAAUGAAUCCGGAUGACCCGGGAGGACCAGUGCCUGGAUCCAUAUACCUCAUGGACUCCCAGUUUCAAUCAGUUGGCACUGCGAUCAAAGCGAAUCAGCUGAACGCCGACCUGAAAGAUACGUCAGUCAUCGUGCUUGACAAUAUUGGGAUGCAAGGAGUCUCAGAAGUACUCACCUUCUCCGACGGUUCGAGCAUGGAAAUUACUCCAGGCACACUCGAUUUUUUCCUCUUUGGGAAUAUGAAAGACGGUUCGUCCACUUUUGGUUCUUUUGGUCUGGCAAUGCCUCAUCCGGAUGACAGUCUCGCCCCUAAUUCGACCCCGCUUUAUGCCCGGCGCAGCUAUUUUGUCAAGAGCCGGCCCCAGUACGAGAACUAUCCUCUUAGCUCCAUCAUCGAUGUCAAAUCGUUUGGCGCAAAAGGAGAUGGUCAGACGGAUGACACAGCCGCAAUACAGAAGGCUCUUAACUCUGCGACUGAGAGCAAUGUCAUAUAUUUCCCCUCGGGCUCCUACGUCAUCACGUCCACCGUGAAAGUACCUUCAACAUGUCGGAUCACCGGCCGUGUUUGGUCACAGCUGGUUGCUAGGGGAUCCGCUUUCGCGAACAUGGCGGAACCGACUCCAAUGAUACAAGUCGGUCAGCCUGGAGAUACUGGUACAGUGGAGUUCUCCGACAUACUCUUCACAUCGAUUGGACCACUGCCUGGUCUCGUGAUGGUUGAGUGGAACGUUGCCGCCACAGAGACCGGCUCUGUCGGCAUGUGGGAUACUCACUUCCGAGUAGGAGGGGCUAUCGGGACGAAGAUGCAAGUGGCUGACUGUCCUCUCGGUCAGCCCAUCAAGACAGGUUGUAUCGCAGCCUCUCUCUUGCUACACAUCACCCCUCAAGCUAACGGCUAUUUUGAGAACGUGUGGGCUUGGGUUGCAGAUCACGAUCUGGACGAUGCUGCCAACACUCAAAUCACGGUCGCUGCUGCUCGCGGCAUCCUCGUCGAGUCGGAAGGUCCAACAUGGAUGAUCCAAACGGAAUCCCCAUACUUUCAAUACACCGAAGCAACCAUCUCACCAGGCCCUUUCAAAAGCUCCAUUGGGCUCUUCAACGGCGAUCCAGACUUUGCCUCCGACACGACCUGUGAUUCGACAGAUCUCAUGUGCGAUUUCUCCUGGGCCGUGAUCGUGGACAGCGUCACCAAUCUUAGCAUCGCGAGCGCCGGCUUGUAUUCCUGGUUCGACAACUACGUCCAACCGUGCGUCGACACACAGGAUUGCCAGCAGCGGAUUUUCCUCAACAAUGGUGACAAUGCGGGUUUCCGGCUUUUCAAUCUCAUCACAAUCGGCAGCGUUGAAAUGCUCAGCUCCCCUUCCGAGGACCUGAUCAUAUACGCUAAGAACAACACUCAGCAGCAGAGUCACCCUUUCUGGAGCAUGCUUACUGCUUAUCUCGACGAUGCCGCGACUUCUCCUGAGAGCGACGACAUAUACGAAUGUGCCGACAAUGAUACCUCCCCUGAAUGUUACACACCAUCGCUGUGUGACUACACCAUGAGUUAUGUCGAUUUGGACGCAGUUCAAGCGGCAUCGGGCUCAUUUGCGGCCGCAUGUGCGGACUUCUAUGCGCUUACGGCGCUGCGUAAUAUGCUCCAAGCGAGCGUGGACGAAUUCAGCAGCACGAAUAAUGGUUAUGACUCUCUGUACAGCUACUACGUGGAAUCAGUCAAAGAUUUCGUGCCCAAUGGACUGGCCACCUUCAUGGCACAGGGAGGAGCUGGCAACCAAUACUUCACAUGCGCAUUCGUGGAAGCGUACACUCCAGGGAUCAAAUCGGAGACCAUUACCCAUCAAUGCCCCAUCACUCAGAAAGAGAUCGGCUUCAUAGCAGCAUAUACUGUUACCUAUACGCUGAACGAUGCCAAUGGGUUCUUCGAUGCCCUCCAGACACAACUUGGCAUUGAAAAGGACUGGGUCCAGUUUGGUGAUCAAUCCACGCCCCUCUUCUGCGAUACACCAGGUACCCCGUGCACGGGUCAAGGUAUCGAACUGGUCAAUUAUCCGAUGGCUGCUGGAAAGAUAACGGUUACCAAUCCCAAAGAUACGGUCACCGCGGCCAUGACGAACGUCACAGCGACGCAGUUCACGCUGUUGGCCGCAGAAGUCGAUCUUGUUGCUGGCCUCUGGUAUGGGUCGACGAACGACAUUGUGCAAGUCUUAUCGAUGCCUGUGUUACUGCUCCAGCAAGGUCUUGACUCCAUGGCGCAGGCCAAGACCAUGGCACAGUCGCAGAAGGCACAAGACAGGAAGAAUCUCAUCCUGGAGAUCUUGACCGUUAUAUUUACGUUCAUUCCUUUCCUUGAUGAUGUCGCGCCGGCGGCGCUGGCUGCCGCUAAGAUCGGGACUCUUAUUGGCGACGCUGGAAGUCUUGCUAUCACGCUGCAGGACAUUGUCACGAACCCAAGCUCUGCGCCUCUCGCGAUCCUCGGGGUGGUUGGAGGCGCAGGCGCUACGCUUGCGGAUGUGGGCAACAUGGCUAAACUGGCAAACGCUCGGAGAGGAAUUUCAGAGGACACAAUAACUGGUAUAGGUUCUAAGUUCAAGGCGCUAGAUGAUGACCUGAAGGCCAUUGAGCAGCCUUCAUGUAAGAUCUGA